Suillus fuscotomentosus is the source of this 576-nucleotide messenger RNA. RefSeq lists its product as uncharacterized. The record is from RefSeq and is a predicted model, not a curated record. Gene Ontology annotation, molecular function: ATP binding; mismatched DNA binding. Gene Ontology annotation, biological process: mismatch repair. Lineage: Eukaryota; Fungi; Basidiomycota; Agaricomycetes; Boletales; Suillaceae. The transcript has 5 exons. The coding region runs from base 1 to 576 and encodes 191 amino acids.
AUGGCUCUCAUGUAUGGGAAGGGAAAGAUGCAGAGCAUGAACCGAAAAUCUCCUGAAACUGGAACGAUCCGUCUAUUUGAUCGCACAGACUACUACUCUGUCCACGGGCAGGAUGCUCACUAUGUCGCAACACACGUCUUUCGUAUCAACUCCGUCCUCGAGUAUCUAGGUGCUGGAGGCAAGGCUUGUGGUCUUCCGAGCGUCACGCUCAGCCACACCCUGGCACACUCGUUUUUGGAAGGAAAGCUUCCAAACGAUAAAGUUGCCAUUCUGAAGGAUUCUUUAGCCGCUAUUGGACGACGCAUCGAGAUUGUUCUUCAGAAUAAACAAGCUGCUGGAGAGGACCAAGAACGAUGGCGUCGACAUCUUUGGGUUUUCAUAACACUUCUCUGGCCCAAGAAAGUCAAGGCGUCGAAAUUGGGGGACAUUCAUACCAAAAUGGUGAUGAAGGAAGCUGCACCACAAGCGUCUGUGGAAGCCUCGACGUCUGCUAAGAAGCCUCAGCCCAUUACAGGUGGCAAGAGCAAUGGCACACCAUCUACCACGACGAAGGCCAAUGGCAAAGCCCAUCGAUAG